Molecule: messenger RNA, 1008 nt
Organism: Beta vulgaris subsp. vulgaris (sugar beet)
Lineage: Eukaryota; Viridiplantae; Streptophyta; Magnoliopsida; Caryophyllales; Amaranthaceae
Exons: 4
Coding region: 1-1008 (335 amino acids)
Source: RefSeq, a predicted model, not a curated record
AUGGAACCUGAGAGAUGUGGAAAAUGUGAACAAUUUGGGCACUUAAGUGUGCAUUGUAAGAAGAAGGAAGAGACUAGAGUGUGGCAAAGGAAGGCUCCUGCAGGGGUGCAACCUCGUCAACUUAUUCACUGUUACAUAGAACCAAAGGUUGGUAAAGCUUUCUAUGGUACAUUUGUGUAUGCUUUUAAUGAUGCUGGCAGUAGGAAGGCAUUAUGGAGGGAUCUCGUGCAGAUUCAAAGUUUGAAUGAAGCAUGGGUUUGGAUGGGAGACUUCAAUAAUGUGCUGAAUAUGGAUGAGAGAGUAGGAGCUCCUGUGAGGGCUACUGAAAUUAUGGAUUUUAGGAGGUAUGUGGAACAAUGUAGUAUGGAGGAUAUGAAGGCUACUGGAUGCUUCUACACUUGGAAUAAUAAGCAAGAGGCAGAGGGCAGAGUCUACUCUAAACUAGAUAGAGUGAUGUCACUGGUGGCUGGGAGCUGGAGUAAUCCCAUUACAGGUACUCCUAUGUUCAAAGUGGUCCAUAGGCUGAAGAGACUGAAAGGGGUGCUGAAAAAAUUCAAUGCAGAAGGGUUUCAAGACUUGCAAGCUAAGGCAAUGAAGCAGGCUCAAAUACUGAAGCACUGCCAAGAACAGGUUCAUAGACAACCUGGGAACAUGAUGUUAAGAAGGCAGGAGUUAGAAGCUGCUAUUGAGUACAAAAAUGCUCAACAAAUAUAUAUGCAAUUUUUGCAACAGAAGGCAAAAGGUGAGUGGGUGGAUAAACCUCAGGAGGUUAAUGCAACAUUUCUAGAAUACUAUGAGAGUCUACUGGGCUCUAAAUUGGAGAAUAGGAAGUCUGUGAAGAGUAGGGUGGUUAAUUGUGGGCCUUUGGUGACUCAGGCUCAUUAUGAAUUUCUAUUAAGACCAGUGACUGGGGAGGAAGUAAAGCACGCAUUAUGGUCUAUUCAUGGUGAUAGGGCUCCUAGUCCUGAUGGGUUUGGUAGCCAGUUCUUUAAGACUGUUGGCAUAUAG